This is a messenger RNA of Peromyscus leucopus (white-footed mouse), 3394 nucleotides long. RefSeq names its product RNA polymerase II associated protein 2 (gene Rpap2). Bases 52 to 1770 code for a protein of 572 amino acids. The record is from RefSeq and is a predicted model, not a curated record. Lineage: Eukaryota; Metazoa; Chordata; Mammalia; Rodentia; Cricetidae. Gene Ontology annotation, cellular component: cytoplasm; nucleus. The transcript is spliced from 12 exons. Gene Ontology annotation, molecular function: RNA polymerase II CTD heptapeptide repeat phosphatase activity; RNA polymerase core enzyme binding.
GCCUGGCGGCCGCUGCGCACGCCCGCCCCUGGCCUUCUGACGGCAUUUCCCAUGGCUGAACCUGCUCCUCCGGGCCCCCGGGCCCGGGCUUCCAGCGCCCACCGCAACGCUGCAGGUACUAAACAGACAAGUGCCCUCAAGCCCGAAGAUGCUUCCAGAAGACGAGCAGAACUAGAAGCCGCAGUGCGAAGGAAGGUGGAGUUUGAGAGGAAAGCUGUGCGCAUGGUUGAGCAGCUGUUAGAAGAGAACAUCACAGAGGAAUUCCUGAAGGAGUGUGGCAUGUUCAUCACCCCGGCUCACUACAGCGAUGUCGUGGAUGAGCGGUCCAUCAUCAAACUCUGUGGCUAUCCUCUAUGUCAGAAGAAGCUGGGAGUUAUACCGAAACAGAAAUAUAAAAUUUCUACCAAAACCAAUAAAGUCUAUGAUAUUACUGAAAGAAAGUCUUUCUGCAGCAAUUUUUGUUACAGAGCAUCUAAAUUUUUUGAAACACAAAUUCCCAAAACUCCAGUAUGGGUUCGAGAGGACGAGAGGCCUCCUGAUUUUCAGCUGCUGAAGGAAGGACAAAGUGGCCGUUCUGGAGAAGUCGUACAGUUCUUCAGUGAAGCCAUCACAGCAGCAGAUAUUGACAGUCCUGGUGCUUCUGAAGCGCAAUGUGAACCGCCGGCUUCCAGCACCGGGAGCGAUCCCGCCAGUGAUGAUGAGCAAGGCUUUGUUUCUUCGCUCCUGCCAGGAAACAGACCAAAGGCAGCCAAACCGAGACCACGGCUGCACAGAGAGAGCGGCAUAGGGAAGAAGAAAGCUGGUCAGAAGGUGAACUCCACACACAGAGAGCAGACGGUGGCAGAUGUCGCCGAGCAGUUGGGUAACUGCAGAUUGGGCAGCCAGGAGAAAGCAGCUGCCUGGGAACUUCCUUCAAAGAAAGAAAGUACUCAGAUUUCUUCACCUGGCCCUCCGAGUGAAAGACUACACACUUCAGCAGUUUCUGACGGUAGACACAGUAUGUCAGAAGUCACCCUUGUAGGUAUAAGCAAGAAAAGCGCUGAGCACUUCAGGAGCAAAUUUGCCAAAUCUGCCCAGGGCUCCGGGUCAGCCUCUGGCUCAGCGCAGGUGUGUCCCGAGGCUGCAAAGACGAACUUGCUUCGCACUCUAAAGGACACUUUGACUGAAUGGAAGACGGAGGAAACGUUGAAGUUUCUGUAUGGCCCAGAUCAUGCCUCUGUGUGCCUGAAACCGUCGUCAGCCCCGGUACCUGAUGAGGAAUUGGAUGAAGAUGACAUACACUGUGACCCGGGUGGCAUUGGUCCUGCCCUGAGCCAGCCUCAGAACAACCUGGGUGAGACACUACCCUCCGGAGGCUCAGACACAGCCAGUAAGCCACUGCCCAGUUACGAGAGUUUGAAAAAAGAAACCGAAACGCUGAAUCUGAGGGUCAGGGAGUUCUAUAGAGGACGCUAUUUUUUAAAUGACGAAACUGCCGAGUCGCAGCACCCAGAAGAGAAUGUGUUUCAGCGUGGUCCCAGCUUCCCACUGAUUGAUUCAAGUUCCCAGAACCAGAUUAGAAAACGGAUUGUUCUUGAAAAAUUGAGCAAAGUAUUGCCUGGACUUUUGGGUCCUCUUCAGAUUACAAUAGGCGAUAUUUACUCUGAACUUAAAAACCUUGUUCAGACUUUCAGAUUAUCCAAUCGAAACAUUAUCCACAAGCCGGUGGAAUGGACUUUAAUCGCUGUGGUGUUGCUGACAGUGGGUCAACAAAACAGAAAACUACCAUGAAGUAGUUGCCCCAGCACAUGCCCACGCCUGUGUCAUCGUAUAGGAAGGGGGAGGCUAUGCAGCAUGGUGGCUUUUCGGACUUUUAGUUCAACUGAUUAUUGUUUUAUUGAAGAAAUCAGAUCCAUAGGCCUGAUUUGUAGCUGCCCCUGGAGUUGGACUUUCUGCCUUUUGUCCAAGAAACCACAGGGUAAAGAAAGUUCAUUUUAAAUAUGAAACUUGAAAUUUGAAAUUCUGAUUGUUUACAUCCUGAAGAGCCCUUAAAUAUACAGGCAGAAUUCAGAAUUCCUUUUGAAAAUAUAUACCCUUUUUUUUUUCAUUUUUGAAAAAGACAUUUUGCAUUAUAUCUAGGGUUUGUGUGAAUCCUCAACUUUCUGAAGAUAGACGACAUCUUGAGCUUUUGUGUUACUAAUCACAGGUUGCUGAUGUUUCAUUUUUGAGUGUGAGCGUAGGGUGGUAAAGAGAGGAAUUCUGGUUUAAUCCUCUGUCAUUUAGUUCUUCUGGAGAGAAGGAUAAAUCCUAGCUCAGUAUAUAGAGCAGCAAAAUAGACUGAAUCACAUUUGAGAAAAAUCGGUGGUGUAACCUCAUAAAAUAACACCACAGUUAAACUUUUUAGAUUUUCACCUGCACUGUUCUUAAUGACGUGCUUCAGCCGAGCGCGGUGGUGCACGCCUGUAACCCCAGCACUCAAGAGGCCGAGGCAAGAGACUGGCCUUCGUAGUGAGACCCUAUCUCAUUUUAAAAUGUAGAUAAACCUCUGAAAAACAAAACUGUCUUGUCUGUCCCAACAGGUUUGCUUCUGUUUGACUGUAAUCCCAUAGACUGUCAGGUAUUAUGUUUGUUACGUGGUACUUUAAAAUAGGGCCCCAUCUGAUAGCCCUGCCUCCAAAGUGCCGGGAUUCUGAAUGUGAGCCUCCACUCCAGGCUUCAUGUGUCUCCCGACACUGUCUGCGAACACUGACGGCUUUCUCUGUACCUCCUCCUCCCUGGCUCUAACUUACAGAGAAUAAGAGGGGCGAGGGUUUGGAGUUUUUCUUGAAAAAGCCCAGUGUUAUCGUUUAACAGUCACUGUGUCCAUGGCCUUUAUGCAUAGUGAGCAGCAGAAUGGGUUCCCUCCCUGCAGCAGAACUCUGUAUGAACUCAGUAAUUUCUCAAAUCUGAUAGGUAAAAAAGUGUGGCUUUUUGCUUCCUGUCCCUUCCUCCACCCCUAAACCAUACAGCAUUGUGCUUUCUGGUGACAUUUACUCACACAGAGCUUCUCACAGCUCUCUCUUCACUUAGAUCACCCCGUGUGUGAGGGACCUGUGCUGUCCAGUGCCAUUUUAGUCAGGCUGCCUGACUCAGAGCACUUCCUAGGAGAGAAUGCCCCUGCUUCAGAUCAGUGUUGAGGGUGCAGUUCUGGGAUAUCUCCGAUGCAUGUGCCCAUAGAUAUUUGGGAAGUGCUAAUUCAGACUGCUGGAUGUCUGGUGUCCUCGGAGUGCCUGAGUGGAGGCCCCAGUGCUUUAACCUGGUGCAGUGACCAAGGCAGUAGGGAUCAGAAUGGCGAAAGCCACUGAAAAAUCCAAGUUCAGUACCGGCUUUCUUUGCCCGACAGAUGGAUUUUGUAGCAUUGAAUCUGUUGUUUAGU